GCCGUGUCGCCGAGCAGCGAGUGCCCGGGAUCCCGGAGGAGCCGCCAGCGCCGCGCCUCGGCAGCUGGGGCAGGGUCGCCGUCGGGAAGCCCCAGCGCCGGGUCCCCUGCUCAGCAUGAUGGACUUGGAGCUACCGCCGUCGGGACUGCAGUCCCAGCAGGACAUGGAUUUGAUUGACAUACUUUGGAGGCAAGAUAUAGAUCUUGGGGUAAGUCGAGACGUAUUUGACUUCAGUCAGCGACAGAAGGAGUAUGAGCUGGAAAAACAGAAACAACUUGAAAAGGAAAGACAAGAGCAACUCCAAAAGGAGCAAGAGAAAGCCUUUUUCGCUCAGUUACAACUAGAUGAAGAGACAGGUGAAAUCCUCCCAAUUCAGCCAGCCCAGCACAUCCAGUCAGAAACCAGUGGAUCUGCCAACUACUCCCAGGUUGCCCACAUUCCCAAACCAGAUGCUCUGUACUUUGAUGACUGCAUGCAGCUUUUGGCAGAGACAUUCCCAUUUGUAGAUGACAAUGAGGUUUCUUCAGCUACGUUUCAGUCACUGGUUCCUGAUACUCCCAGCCACGUCGAGAGCCCAGUCUUCACUGCACCUAAUCAGGCUCAGACACCUGAAACUUCUUUUGUUCAGGUAGCUGUUGCUGAUUUAAACAAUAUGGAACAGAACAUUGAGCAAAUUUGGGAGGAACUAUUAUCCAUUCCAGAAUUACAGUGUCUUAAUAUUGAAAAGGACAAGCUGGUUGAGACUACCACGGUUCCAAGUGCAGAAGUCAAACUGACAGAAAUUGACAACAAUUAUCAUUUCUACUCGUCGGCUCCCUCACUGGAAAAAGACGAUAACUGCAGUGCGCAUUUUCUCAGUGCUUUUGAGGAUUCCUUCGGCAGCAUCCUCUCCACAGAUGACCCCACCCAGCUGAGCAUGAACUCGUUGAAUUCAGAUGCCACAUUAAACACAGAUUUUGGUGAUGAAUUUUAUGCUGCCUUCAUAGCUGAACCCAGUGUCAGCAACAGCAUGUCCUCCUCUGCUCCCAUCAGCCAGUCACUCUCUGAACUUCUAAAUGGACCUAUUGAUGUUUCUGACCUAUCCCUUUGUAAAGCUUUUAACCAGAACCACCCCGAAAACACAGAAUUCGCCGACUCUGACUCUGGCAUUUCACUGAACACAAGUCCCAGCAUGGCAUCACCAGAACACUCAGUGGAAUCUUCUAUCUGUGGAGACACACCACUUGGCUUCAGUGAUUCUGAAAUGGAAGAACUAGACAGUACCCAUGGGGUUGUCAAACAGAAUGCUUCUAAAACACAGCCAAUACAUUCUUCUGGGGAUACAGUACAACCCCUGUCACCAUCUGGGGGGUACAGUGCUCCAGUGCACAAUUCCCAAUGUGAAAACACACCAAAGAAAGAAACGCCUGGGAGUCCCGGUCCUCGAAAAACCCCAUUCACAAAAGACAAACAUUCAGGCCGCUUGGAGGCCCAUCUCACAAGAGAUGAACUUAGGGCAAAAGCUCUUCAUAUCCCAUUCCCUGUAGAGAAAAUCAUUAACCUCCCUGUCGAUGACUUCAAUGAAAUGAUGUCCAAGGAGCAAUUCAACGAAGCACAACUUGCAUUAAUUCGCGAUAUACGUAGGAGAGGUAAGAAUAAAGUGGCUGCUCAGAAUUGCAGAAAAAGGAAACUGGAAAAUAUAGUAGAACUGGAGCAAGAUUUAGAUCACUUAAAAGAUGAAAAAGAAAAAUUGCUCAAAGAAAAAGGAGAGAAUGACAAAAGCCUCCACCUCCUUAAGAAGCAACUCAGCACCUUGUAUCUGGAAGUCUUCAGCAUGUUACGGGAUGAGCACGGGAAGCCGUACUCGCCUAGUGAGUACUCCCUGCAGCAGACGAGAGAUGGCAAUGUAUUCCUUGUUCCCAAAAGUAAGAAGCCAGAUGUCAAACACUAGAGAGGGAGAAUUUGGCCUUUUCUGAGCUAGUGUUGUUUGUACUGUCCUACUAAAAGCUCCUACUAUGAUGUGAAAUGCAGAAAUAUACUUUAUAAGUAAUUCUAUGCAAAAUUAUAGCCAAAACUAGUAUAGAAAAUACUAUGAAACUUUUUAAAGCAUUAAAAUAUCAAUGUUGAAUCAGCAGUUUCACUUUAACUGUAAAGUUAAUUUUUUAGGACACCAUUUGGAUUAGUAGCUUCUGUGUAAGUGUAAAUACUACAAAAACUUAUUUAUACUGUUCUUAUCUCAUUUGUUACAUUCAUAGAUUUGUAUGAUGAUAAUAUGACAUCUGGCUAAAAGUAAAUUGGUGCAAAACUAACCACUAUGUACUUUUUAAUAAAUACUGUAUGAACAAAAAAAUGGCAUUUUUAUAUUAAAUUGUUCAGCUGUGGCAAAAAUAAUUAAAGAGGUUGUACUAAUAAAGGCAUAUUGUGACUGUUGAA
Messenger RNA from Lepus europaeus (European hare), 2412 nucleotides. It is a transcript of the gene NFE2L2, whose product is annotated as NFE2 like bZIP transcription factor 2. Gene Ontology annotation, cellular component: nucleus. Bases 116 to 1930 code for a protein of 604 amino acids. NCBI's taxonomy places the organism in Eukaryota, Metazoa, Chordata, Mammalia, Lagomorpha, Leporidae. The transcript has 5 exons. Gene Ontology annotation, molecular function: DNA-binding transcription factor activity, RNA polymerase II-specific; RNA polymerase II cis-regulatory region sequence-specific DNA binding. Gene Ontology annotation, biological process: regulation of transcription by RNA polymerase II; cellular response to oxidative stress. The record is from RefSeq and is a predicted model, not a curated record.